Rangifer tarandus platyrhynchus (Svalbard reindeer) is the source of this 1008-nucleotide messenger RNA. Lineage: Eukaryota; Metazoa; Chordata; Mammalia; Artiodactyla; Cervidae. The record is from the annotation of a GenBank genome assembly.
AUGUGGGCCGUCCUGCCGCUGCUCUGCGCGGGAGCCUGGCUCCUGGGCACCCCCGCUUGCGGCGCCGCCGAGCUGGCCGUGAGCUCUUUAGAGAAGUUUCACUUUCAGUUAUGGAUGGUGCAGCAUCAAAAGAAAUACAGCUCAGAGGAAUACCACCACAGGCUGCAGGUGUUUGCCAGCAACUUGAGGGAAAUCAACGCCCACAACGCCAGGAACCACACAUUUAAAAUGGGACUGAAUCAAUUUUCAGACAUGAGCUUUGCUGAAUUAAAACGCAAGUAUCUUUGGUCAGAGCCUCAGAAUUGCUCAGCCACCAAAAGUAACUACCUUCGAGGUACUGGUCCCUACCCAACCUCCAUGGACUGGCGAAAAAAGGGAAAUUUUGUCACACCAGUGAAAAAUCAGGGCGGCUGCGGCAGUUGCUGGACCUUCUCCACCACUGGGGCCCUGGAGUCUGCUGUCGCCAUAGCAACAGGGAAGUUGCCCUUCCUGGCUGAGCAGCAGCUGGUGGACUGCGCCCAGAACUUCAACAACCACGGCUGCAAGGGGGGUCUCCCCAGCCAGGCCUUCGAGUACAUCCGGUACAACAAGGGCAUCAUGGGUGAAGACACCUACCCCUACAGGGGCCAGGACGGUGACUGCAAGUACCAGCCCAGUAAGGCCAUUGCAUUUGUCAAGGAUGUAGCCAACAUCACACUGAACGACGAGGAGGCGAUGGUAGAGGCGGUGGCCCUAUACAACCCCGUGAGCUUCGCCUUCGAGGUGACUGCUGACUUUAUGAUGUACAGAAAGGGCAUCUUCUCCAGUACUUCCUGUCAUAAGACUCCAGAUAAAGUAAACCACGCAGUGUUGGCUGUUGGGUACGGAGAAGAGAAAGGGAUACCCUACUGGAUCGUGAAGAACUCUUGGGGCCCCCAAUGGGGAAUGAAGGGGUACUUCCUCAUUGAGCGCGGGAAGAACAUGUGCGGCCUUGCGGCCUGUGCCUCCUUCCCCAUCCCCCUGGUGUGA